Fusarium pseudograminearum CS3096 is the source of this 933-nucleotide messenger RNA. RefSeq lists its product as uncharacterized. The transcript is spliced from 2 exons. Lineage: Eukaryota; Fungi; Ascomycota; Sordariomycetes; Hypocreales; Nectriaceae. The coding region runs from base 1 to 933 and encodes 310 amino acids. The record is from RefSeq and is a predicted model, not a curated record.
AUGGCUUACGACGACAGAGACACGAUAGUCGUGAGUGGCGAAAAUGCACUUGAGCCACAAGAGAGUGUAUCAGAGUACUCUCUUCCAUUAUCGGUGCCCGAUCAAGGGCUUGAUGAUGGCUCGCACCCCAUUGUUGAUCAGCUGCCAGACGCGUCUGCAUCAUCACCAGCUCAGCAGGAGACAAGCACAGCAUCUACGUCAAAGGGCAUCAAGAAAGCAAAAAGCAAAAAGAGAGUUGUCGUGAAGAAGGCGGCGAGAAAAUCAAAAUGGAACCAAGACAACAUCUUGACGGAUCCGAAAUCACCUCUCGCUUCGGCGGAUCUCAGAAGUAUACUGUCAAAUCCCAUGGCCUGGGAAAUUCUAGAAAAUGAAGAGAGGGCAGAAAUACUAGCACUCUUCCCAGAUUCUCAGCACAUCCUCGGUGCUGGCACAGAAGACGCCUGUCCUGAUUUUGCAUCGCUCAUGAAUGAUGACAGCUUUCGCUAUGACUGUGCUGCCUACACAGAGAACAUCGCUCAAGGGCGACACGACCCCGAAUGGCUGGCUCAGGCUUGGGCAGCCCACGAGAGGCGGAAGAUGGGUGAUUUCGACGAGCACCUGGACAACAAAUUCAAGGACGACUGGGACGUUGACCUCCCACCAGAGCUCAAGACAACACGAAGCCCUUCUGUAUCAAAAGAAGAGAAUGACGUCAAAAUGCAAGGCACCGAGCAUGUGACCAACGGAAACGAGGAUCAAGCGGAAGCCAGCAUGGCAAACCACACAGGCACUUCAAAUGAGCCGGACCCAGAGCCUGAGAAAGAUGCUAGGGCAAAUGAGCUACCAAAAGAUGAUGCUGCGCAAGAGAUAUCAUUGUGCAUAGCUACUGGCCACCAAAAUCCUGGGAUGGAGAUUGAUGGUGAAGGCGCAACGAAUGAGCCGGUCGCGUUGUGA